AUGUCCGAUCUUCCUCGACUGCCCACUCGUGGCAACACUUCUGCUUCACAGCAAUCUCCAGCUCCUCCCCCUCCUCCUCCUCCUGCGCCAGUGCAUCAAGGCCAAAAAUACUCCCAUCGAGCGGCCAGUGCUCUAGCAAGAUUUGCCCAGCCUUUUUUCUCUGGGUCUCGGCCCCCCAGCCCACAGACUGCAACUGGUCGUGCAGAUCUGUCUGCUGGUCCCCGUUCAACCAGGUCCAAGUCCUUACCCGGGGCAUCUCAAACUGUUACACAUAAGACCGGGAUCCCCAUAACUGCCCUAGACGUCUCCCCGCAACGGACGCACGCCGUCAUUGGUGGGAAGGAAAUUUUAAAGACCAUUCGCGUCUUCCCCGACCGUCUGUCCGAGGAAGUCAAUCUUCGCAAUGCUAUCAUCAGUUACUCCUCCACACAUCAUGGUGGGAGUGGGCUUUCCGCGCGGCACAAGGACCAGCUGACCAUCAGGGACGUUAAAUGGUCACAUGGCAAUUAUGACCGAACCAUCGCCACCGCUGUGGCUAAUGGUCGCAUUGUCGUCUAUGAUCUCAAUCGGACUGGCUUGGAAUUUUGCCGCUUCCAAGGACACAGCCGUCAGGUUCAUCGGCUAGCUUUCAAUCCUUACUCUCCGGCAUUGAUCCUGUCAGGGAGUCAGGAUUCUACGAUCCGAAUGUGGGACUUGCGGACAGCGUCUUCCGAACGUGGAGUGUCUAUGUGUGGGAGUAAGGAACAAUACAUUGGCAACAGUGACGCCGUCCGUGACAUCAGAUGGUCGCCGAGCGACCGUUUCGUGUUUGCGACCGCUACGGAUAGCGGUGCGAUUCAACUGUGGGACUCUCGGAAAAACAGUGCUCCCUUGAUGAGGAUUACUGCUCAUGACAGACCGUGUUUUUCAGUGGAUUGGCACCCGGAUGGACAGCAUGUUGUCAGUGGCGGCACAGACAGGCAGGUCAAAGUCUGGGACUUUUCCUCGUCCGCUGAGCGGAGACAAAAGCCUACUUUCCAGUUCAGGACACCGCAGGCCGUCCUCAAUGUGCGAUGGCGCCCGCCUUCCACCGAUAAGGAAUCCGGCGAUUGGCAGUCUUGCCAGGUGGUCACGUCGUACGAUAAAGAAGAUCCACGGGUUCACCUCUGGGACCUUCGACGACCACAUAUCCCCUUCCGGGAAUUCGAUCGGUAUGACUCUCACGCUGCAGAUCUGCUUUGGCAUUCCAAAGAUCUCUUGUGGACGGUAGGCGAAACUGGUGCUUUCACACAGACCGACAUUCGUUAUGCUCCGCAUGUGGUCAAUCAGCGGCCCACGUGCGCCGUCGCUUGGAGCCCCAAUGGAGAGGUGCUUGCUUUCGCUCAGAAACGAGCUCGGCGAAGUGUUAUGGGUCCCAGUGCUACUGAAUUCGUAGGUCGUCUAGAGAUGGAGCACAGUAGCGGCGAACAUUUGGGCCACAGCCCGACGGAAGACAUCCUUGAUGAGCCUUCCUUUGUCUCCAUUCGUCAUCGGCCCAGUAAGUCCAGUAGCAUUCGUCCAUCCAAAUCAUUGAGCAGUACGCCGCCGGGGGCACCCGAGAUUCCUCCCGUCCUUCCGUUGGGAGAAACGCUAUCCAAGAUUCCUCCACCUGGACCACGCCAACUCGGAGUAGUGGGUAGCGUUCCCGGGGCCACUUUGGAUCCGGCGGUCUUUCGAUUCCUCGCUCGCCACUAUUCUCCUUUACUCGAAGCUCCCGAAGAUAGCCGCAAGCAUGCAGACUUACUGCGCGCCUUGUUAGACUCAUUGACUCGGAAUGCAGAACGCGCAGAGGAUGUGUCGCUGCCCAAACUAGCUCAGACUUGGAGGAUAGCCAAGUUCGCUGUUAUCCAGGAGCUUGAACUCAGGGCCAGGGCGCAACGUCAGGCCCCUGAGAGAGGCUCACGCAACGUCAAGAAAAUGCUUUCCAAAGAGGGGCACCUUGCGGAGCGACCUCCCGCCCUGGAAGAUGGAAGGACUGACAGAUUGAAAAACCGCUUGUUCAGAGUGGUAAUGGAGACAGAUGCAUCAAGGCAUGCCACAACAGAAAUUGAAAGCACGUCAAAUAUCACCACACCUCUCGCAAGACCCUUGCCGGACUCACCUGUCGAGUCUCUGGGCAGUCCGCACUCGCAAAUGACCUCUCUGAAUGAUGAUGCUGCAGAUAUCGAGCCCUUACCGCCCUCCGUUUUGAGCUCUAAUCAGGGCACGAUGAACUCGAACGGUUGGUCGUCAAUGUCAGAUGUCGAACCCCAUUCCCUACCCCAAUUCGAAAAACGCCAGUCAGAUGCUGGUGAUAGUGCCCUGACUUCGUUCGAAAGCCCACCAGCAGACCUCGUUGGGACAUCAGCGAUUCAAAAUCCGGAAAGUGACCAAAGAUCAGCACCGCGGGCGAUUAAUCGUCAAGCGGACUGGCGCCUUCGAAAUCACCCGGAUUAUGUCAAAGGAGCGUCAGAAGACGAGUUCGACCAGAAGAUGGAGGACAAAAGGGCAGCGAUUCGUGAUUAUAAGCUCUUUCCUAAGAAAGUGUUGUCGCUCGAGUCUCAUAUCGAGCCCCCAAGGCCCCCGCCUUUUCACCGACAUGAAUCCUCGGAGAGCUUUCCAAUGUUCUCAGAAUCUACAGGAAGCUCACAUCCUUCCAAAUCGCUGGCUACAUCGUUUUCCUCUGCGGCAAGACUGUACGAUAGCUCGAAGAUUGCUGAAAUCGAUGAGUCUGUCAUUGAGGACUAUACUCGCGAUCAUGAGAAUCUAGAACUUGCUCACGCCUCCAUACCGAACAAACAGGAGCUUCAUGAUGACGGAUUGUUUCAAGAAAGUGUUAUUAAUGCUAGCAGCGUUCAUCUGGAACGCCCUUCGAGCCCUCCGCCGCUUCUAUCGGAGUCUAGCCCCUUGCAGAUCCCUAGUCAGGACUGCUCAACAACAGCCAAGAACGCACCGAAUUUUCGAUCUAUACCUGAGUCGACUGAGGACCUUUCCGAAGUCAUUAUCCCUCUCAGCCCCGACCUGAGCGGAAAAAAGCCUUGGGGGGCGGAAAUAUUGCUGAAAGAAGCGAUCAGGUAUAAUCACAGCAGCACGCAUGUUGACAUACAGUCUGCUGCCCACCUACUUCAGAAACUACGCGUUCUCUUCCGAGAAUGUGAGAAACUUCUCCCAAGGGAGGAGUGUGAGCUCAUCUUCAAAACCUACCAUGAGCACCUUGUACGCCAGUCGAUGUACCUGGAGGCUGCCGAGCUUCGACUUUUAUGUGUACCAUCCUAUCCAGCGGUGUAUGAGUAUGCCCAGACAAAUACUUUCAUAAAUGUGUUCUGCUUCACGUGCAAGCGACCAUACGAAAACCCGAAACAGGAUAACCGACGCUGUUACCAAUGCAACACCCCGCAAGAACCUUGUGCCAUUUGCAUGAGCGUCGACCCACCCGCAGAUUGGAUUACAGAGCAGAUCUCAUCAUUUGCCGAUUCCGAAGAGGACUCCAAGGCUACCUCGCAUUUGCUAUCCUCAUCGCGAUCCUCGCUCAAGACGGAGCAGAUCCCUUCCUCCGAGUUGCAGCGUUUGGAUGAUGCAUUGCUGGGAGAUUACACCGUUCCUCGACCGAAGGGUUCCAAUCUAUGGACCUGGUGUCAAGGUUGCGGCCACGGAGGCCACAUGGCUUGUAUUACCACGUGGUUGAGCGACCCGUCCGUCAGUGAAGGGGGUUGCGCCACCCCGGGGUGUAUGCACGACUGUGCACCGGGACCACGCCGUGAGUUUAAUCGCCUCGUCUUGCAGGAUGAAUCGAGAAAGCGAGACUCUGCUAGCAGAAAAGCCGGAGUCGGGUUCGUCAAACGCGACCCCUGGGCGAAAGGCGAGAGCAAAGCGGUCGAAAAGGUCCGUGGUAUGCUCGGUGUUGCCGUAUCAGGCGGAAGCACUGCUUCAAAUGCGGCCGCCGGGACCGGGGCAGCGUCUUCGUCCGGCAUGAUGUCACCUAAGAAAGUACGACUGGUCACGCCGAGUGAGCAAGGCAAGCGACGGAGUGGUCCGUCGCGGGCAAGUACCGGGGGCAGUAGCGGAAUUAACAUCUGA
Molecule: messenger RNA, 4074 nt
Organism: Aspergillus thermomutatus
Lineage: Eukaryota; Fungi; Ascomycota; Eurotiomycetes; Eurotiales; Aspergillaceae
Product: WD repeat protein
Exons: 2
Coding region: 1-4074 (1357 amino acids)
Biological process (GO): positive regulation of TOR signaling
Molecular function (GO): protein binding
Source: RefSeq, a predicted model, not a curated record